CCAUAAGUCUCUUGCCCACCCGAUACGCGCCCCCUCGUAUCACCGUUCCCUCUCCGUCCGUCCACGCGUGCUCCCACGAAACACCCGUACCAUACUCGCCGUAUGAUAUCGCUAUGGCUCUCUGAGGAGACGCGCCGGGCACUCUGACAACAUGGACGCCUCCAGAUCCCGGAAGGGGCGGAAGAGGGGAUUCAGCCCCCGCCCAUUCUAUACCGUCGUCUUCCUCCUCACCCUUCUCACCACCUACUCCCUCCUUGUACGGGGAGCUUCCGGGCCGCCCGAAGAGGGACCGCGUCUGGGGAAGCGGUCCGGCGAAGAUUGCCAUCUAGUCCACAGUGCCCGAGACAAGUGCGACUUCGUAAGGCGGAAUUGUCGCGACGACGAGCCGGGCAUAUUCGAAUACCUGACCUUCUACUACUGUGGCCCCGAGCGAGCACGGCCCGUUGCCUUCAUGGGUAUGGUCAUAUGGCUGGGCCUGCUGUUCAGUACCAUCGGGUUGGCUGCGAGCGACUUCUUCAGUGUCAAUCUCAGCACCAUCUCGACUGUUCUCGGCCUGAGCGAGAGCCUCGCUGGCGUCACCUUCUUGGCCUUUGGGAACGGGUCACCUGAUGUUUUCAGCACCUUCGCCGCCAUGGGCUCUAAUAGCGGGAGUAUGGCCGUCGGUGAGCUGAUCGGCGCCGCCGGCUUCAUCACGUCUGUCGUCGCUGGCUCUAUGGCCCUGGUACGUGAAUUCAGGGUCAGCAGGAAGACCUUCGUGCGAGACAUAUGCUUUUUUAUAGCGUCUGUCAGUUUUGCCAUGGGCUUCCUGGCCGACGGGAACCUGUAUCUCUGGGAGUGUGGUAUCAUGAUCGGUUUCUACAUUUUCUACGUGAUCGUAGUCGUCAGUUGGCAUGCCAUUACGAAGAGGAGGAAAGCGCAGCGGGCCCGGGAGUCCCUGUCCCGCAGUCAUUUCUACGCUGCGUCGAGCGGCCACAGCAAUGACGAGCUGGAGCCUUAUAGAGACGACCCAGACGAUGACGACACCACACCCUCAGAACGGCGGACUGCCACCCCCGAUAUCAGCGCGCUAGAACGAGCGCCUAGAAUCGAGAUCGGUUCUCCUGACGACGACGACGACGACGACGAUGACAACGAUCAUAGACAACACGUUGCCGCAGAGAUGACGAGCAGCAUGCGAAUAAACCGCCCCCGUGGGCGGAGGAGCAAUACCACCAUCACUCCCAUCCGGCCCAGUCUAGUGGGCGCGCUUGAGUUCAGAUCGGUCCUGUCGUCGUUGCAGGAGGAGGGCAACGUACGCAUGCGGCCAAUACUCCAUGCCCGCAGCACGUCGGCCGACCUCACGGAUCUAGGACUGGAUAUCGAGACUUCUGCUGUCAUACGAGGGAGGAGCAGCGCGCAAACAAUUCAGGGCGUCGAGGAUGCUUCUGCCGUGACAAGGAACCGCUCCCUGUCAUCUGGGGCCAUCCUGUCUACCUUUGAUGCAAGCCUCGCCCCCCCAGAACCUUCGGAGGAUAGGGGGAGAAGGACUCCAAGCCCGCAUGUUGUAGAUGGGAAAUUAGCUCCUCCGCUCAGCGACCAGUUUGGAGGCCUGCAGGCAGAUGCCUCUACCAAAAAGGGCGCGUCAGAUCGCCCGCCGCUGUUGCAUCUUCGCGUUCCUAGCUCCCACGGCAGCGAGAGAUCGGCAUCGACAUCAACAUUGUCACCAUUCCCUGCAUAUACGGAUUCGCCCCCCGCGGGCACACCAACCUCGCCGAGGCAUCCGCAUUCGAUGCUUCCGACCCCUAGGGAGGAGCGAGACCGCCUGUUUCCUCCUUUUACCCAACGUUCUGGCUCGAAACCCAUUUGGUGGUGGCCUUACCGAUUACUGCCUUCUCCCUACAUUAUCUUCACCACUCUAUUUCCCACUUUGCAGGGGUGGCGGAGCAAAGGCAUCUGGGAUAAAUUCGUUAGUGUGAUAUCGGUCCCAAGCAUCUUCUUGCUGGUCAUUACACUGCCCGUAGUGGAAAACGAGACCCCAGAUGACGACUUAGAAGCAGAGAGCGUGGCAGAUGAGGCACCACUACUCGCACCGAGCGACGCGGGAAAUACAGCAGCACCAACGUUGUCCCUAGAAGUAGAGGUGCCUGUCGAGUCCGAAACGGAGUGGCAACGCUACAGGCGGCGCACAAGGUCUACGGCAUCGAGUCGCAGUCGCUCGCCCAGCUUCAUCUCUUUAGCGGUGCCUGGCGGCGAAGAAGAGCCAGGCCAAGAUCCGGCUGCAGUGGUCUCUUUUCUGUCGGGUGUGCCCAUGCCGAAGCCUGUUUCCGAGCUCGGGCAAGGCGAUUCGACGGUAACCGACGACGAACCAGCGUGGAACCGCUGGCUGCUAAUUCUCCAGAUAUUCACCGGUCCCCUAUUUUGUGUAUGCAUCGUCUGGGUGAACAUGGCCGAGGAUUUGGAUCGGCCACUACUAGUCCUCGUGAAGGCCUCGCUCAUGUCGCUUGUAUGCUCUCUAGUCUUACUCGCCCUCUUGCUCGUCACCACGUCGCCAGACCGGCGGCCCAAGUACUACUUCAUGUUCUGUUUUCUCGGAUUUUGCAUCGCGAUCGCGUGGAUCUCCACGAUAGCAGGCGAGGUAGUCGGCGUGCUGAAGGCAUUUGGGGUGAUUCUAAACAUAUCGGAAGCAAUACUAGGGCUUACCGUGUUCGCGGUCGGCAAUUCGGUUGGCGACCUGGUAGCAGACGUGACUGUGGCCCGGCUCGGAUAUCCUGUCAUGGCCCUAUCUGCCUGUUUCGGUGGUCCUCUGCUGAACAUACUCCUCGGAAUCGGCCUAGGGGGUGCAUACCAGGCGAUAAGCGCAGCGAAGGAGGGUAGGGACCCCGAUACGCCGAUACACUACCGACCGUACCGCAUACAAGUUACCGGGACGUUGAUGGUUUCUGCGAUAACCCUGCUCUUCACGUUGCUCGCGCUGCUCGCUGUGAUCCCGAUAAAUAAAUGGAUUAUGAGCAGGAAGAUUGGGUGGAGUCUGAUCGGGCUCUGGUCCAUCAGCACGGUGAUGAACCUCGUCAUCGAGAUAACGGGUGUGUGGAGUGAUAUAGCAUAGAAGCCCCCGACGAACUCCCGGCGGCAGAGAUACGAUUGCCGUUUAUGGCAUGCGCAGCGGUCGCUUGUUAUGCUCCACCCACCUCAGUUUUGACGACCUAAACCGGCGUAACGCACCGAGAAUUCCGUCUAAGUCGUGACACUGCGAAAAGUUGGGAUGAGUUCUUUCUUUUUUUUUGGCCUCCUCUUAAGGGGGUUAGUACGGCUUCAUAGUGAACCUGAUAGAUUAUCGAAAAGGUAACAACUUACACGGGCAUGA
Durotheca rogersii is the source of this 3343-nucleotide messenger RNA. Its product is annotated as Sodium/calcium exchanger protein-domain-containing protein. The record is from RefSeq and is a predicted model, not a curated record. Gene Ontology annotation, cellular component: membrane. Gene Ontology annotation, biological process: intracellular calcium ion homeostasis; monoatomic cation transport; transmembrane transport. Gene Ontology annotation, molecular function: monoatomic cation transmembrane transporter activity. The coding region runs from base 152 to 3085 and encodes 977 amino acids. NCBI's taxonomy places the organism in Eukaryota, Fungi, Ascomycota, Sordariomycetes, Xylariales, Xylariaceae. The transcript is spliced from 2 exons.